Molecule: messenger RNA, 1560 nt
Organism: Cladocopium goreaui
Lineage: Eukaryota; Dinophyceae; Suessiales; Symbiodiniaceae
Source: the annotation of a GenBank genome assembly
AUGGCUUCUUCCGUUGCGUUGGUGGAGACUCAGGAAGGUGAUGUUGCAAAGGCGGCCGACAAAGCCUCUUGCGUCAAGUGCGGCUGCCCGACUGACGACUUCGACAGUCACUCGUUACAGUGCCGUCAGUGCUGGAACGUGCACCAGAUCCUCUAUCGACAUCUUGGUGGAGCACCGUCCACUUUGCAAUCGCUGCAGCCUGAUGAGCAAAAGAAGUUCUUCAAGGACGUGGGAAGCAAGAUGAAGAUCACCCCGAAGAACGGCAGGUGGGCACUUGUUAGAGCUGCCAUGGUCAAGAGCAUCACACAUUACAGGAAGGAAGAACGUGUCAACAGCGUCAAACGCAAAUUUUUGCCGUUGUCAGUGCUUGAGAAAAAGGGAUACGAUGUGGAUGCUAUCAAGGCUCAUGGAGACCGUCGCGAGGACGAGGUCUUUGGCGAGGUGUUUGCGGCACCCAUUCUGACUAUUUCCAAUGAUGAGAUUCAAGGAGAAGUUGAGCAAGAACUAGCGCAGAAGGAAUGGGCACUCAAGAGCAAGAAGAAAGGUGAAAGGACACAGAAGCCUGUAGCCAAUGGGGCCUCCGAUCAGGCCAUUCCUGUGGAGGACGAGGUCUGGGAAGUGCCGUCCGAUGAUGAGCCAGCCCGCGAGCCUGCUUCCAAAGCCCCUAAGAAAGGAGUCGACAAGGAGGAACAGCAGGCGGCUAAGGAGGCAGCGAAGCAGGUGAAGUUGCGGGAGAACGCGUGGCACAGGGAGACCGCCAAGGCCGCAAAGGUGAUUGGACCCUUGAAUACCGUGAUCAAAGCCUUGACAAGCGCGCAGCUUCGGACUAGCAAGAAUGAGGAGCUCUUUGAUACCAAAUUGUUGGAAGGCAUCACUGAGGCCUUGACGAAGUUGACUCAGUUCAAAACUCGUGCCACUGCUUUGAUCAGCGCCUCUGCGCUGCAGAAACUGGCAGAGAUGCCUCAGACAUUCGAGAAUGUGGCCGACGUGCAAGCGAACGUCAAAGCAGCGCAGCAGGUUCUGACCGAUGUGCGCAAGGUCUUCGCUGAGAAAGCUGAAGCCGCCAAGGCGGCCAAGGGAGAGGGUGCUCCCAAAGCGAAAGCUGGUGCGAAGAGUCUCAGUGUCAAGGGAGCUUCGGAGCGGGCUAUGAACGAACUCUGGAAUCUUCGGCAAGAUGAUGAAGGAAAAAAACUGACUCACAGUCAGUUUGGCCGCGUGGUCCAUGACAACUUGGAACCGUGGUUAGCUACUGCGAAGCACGUUCAGUUUGAUCGUCUGGAUGGAGGGAAGGUGACCUUACCCAUUACACGAUUGCGGCCUUGCUUGGAAAAGAUGACCGCCGAGUCUAAUGUGUCGGAAGAGUUUGAGCGAGGCUUUAUGUUGUCUGGAGGAUUGCAGUUUAAGCAAUCCUUAAAGGCCUUCUACCUUGCUGACAUGGAUGCCAUCAGAGGCACAUAUUCCAUCAAAGGAUCUGCAGGUUUACGACCAUGCAUCCAUUGUGAUACUCUCAAAAAGGAUUCUGGGCUUCUGGAGCACGAGGCAUCCUACGUCGACAUCAGC